AUGCCGGACCACUUGGUGACCGCGGGCUCGGGACACAUCAGAUUUUGGAAAAUGGCUCAAACGUUUACCGGGCUGAAGCUUCAGGGUCAACUCGGACGGUUCGGAAAGACGGAUGUAUCCGACGUGGUCGGAAUAUUUUCGAUGCCUGACGAAAAAGUACGAAUCGUUUUUUUUCUCUUUUAUAGUUUCGCUUAUAACUUGCCCGUGCCGAAAUGAAAAGGAACGACCGCAAUAGGCAAAUAUAUAUCUGUAGCUUGGUGCAAGAAGGGCCAAUGUCACGUUUUGUGAUUAUUGGGAAAUGGGCUUUUAAAUUUAUAUUCCCCAUAUUCCCUAUGUAUUUUAUUAAAUGUAAAUGUUUGUGUAAUUUUCAAUUUUUAGAAAAACUUAAAAACAGUUUUUAAUAAGAAAAUAAAUUUUUUAUUUUAUUUUUUUUGUUUAUUGAUUGUUUCAAAAAGAAUUGAUAUUGACCCUUUUUGUACCAAAGAUAUAUGUGUAUAUUUUUAGUAUUGUAUAAUAAUUUUCUGAUCGUUCAGGUUAUAUCAAGUUGUGACUGGGGAAAUUUAUUGGUGUGGGACGAACAGCUGGUGACACUCGAGGUGAUGCGGAAAGGGAGGAAACCGUGUCAUCUGGCGCCGAUCAUCAUGUUGUUCUAUUCCAAACACACCGCGGAGUUGACCACCGUCAGCAUGGACGGGACGAUUAAAUUUUGGUAUUACCCGACGAUCGAAACCGCGGACCCGCCGGAAGACGACCGGAUACUGGAAAUGGAACCGUCAUUCACCAUUAACGUCCAGGACUCGAUCGGCGUGGCCAAAAUUACGGGCAUAUGCAAACUCGACUGCAGCGAUCCGAGUUCGUACGACUAUUUUAUUCAAGUAAGUAUAGAGACGAGAUGACCAUAUAAAAAAAUAAUAAUAAACCAUCCAUCUCACACCAAAUUCGAAUCUCCAGUGAAUCUCCAUUACACUAUUAAAUCUUCUAUCAUGUUCUGGGACUUUCUAUACAUAAGUUAUACACACGGAUUCUGCUCCAUCGCCUCUUAUAUUCCUAAGUGCUCUACCUAUUGUAUUAUUCUGCUCCGUAUUACGUCUACAAAUAUAUAAUCGUGCUUUGGAUCAUAGGCGUGACUAGACUUCAUCCGCAGCGGUAGCCUGACUAAUGACCGACAUCAGUUAAUGAAACCGAAAAAUCACCUAAGGGGGAAGGUUAGUCCUCUCUAAUUUAAAAUAUUCAUAUAAUUUAAAAAGCCUGUAUUAUCUAUUUACAAUUGAUAAUGUACAGUAUUUUCAGUACCUUUAAAUUUAACUACGGAAAUAUUAUUCAUGUACAGGCUUGGAUUACACCGCUAUAUAAGUAAUUAACAAACUAUAUGAUGUGUUAGUACAUAAAAUAAUAAAAAUGACGGACUAAUAGAGAAUAAUAUAUUGUUAAUUAUAAGAAAAUAAACAAUUGCUUAUUAUAUUUCGUUAUUUAAGAAAUCAAUGUAUUUUUUUUUUUUUAAUAAAAGUUGUAAUUCAAGACAUACAAUUCGGUUAACCGGUGUCGACAAUUACCGGGGCAGCCCAGGCACCCUAGGUUGCCGUCGUAGACACGCCUAUGAUUUGGAUUAAGGUCUCUGCGGGCUCUGCAUUAUUUGUCCUCCUUGUCAUCCACUGUCAGCUAUCAGCUGUUCAUAAUUUGUGGUCGGGCCGAAACGAUUUUCAUCCCGUUGUACAAUGAAAACUGCUUCUUGUCUAAUUUUCUUAGCGACCAUGUUUCCGCUCCCUAUAAAAAGACUACCAUGAUAUACAUCUACGUCGAUUGAACAAUUAAUAAUCAUCUCUGACGUAUUCAUCCAUUAUUUAUUAGGAUGGCAACGGGGGAUUAUGGCUGGCUGACAUCGAAGUGACCGCAAACGCCAAACCGCUGAAACGAUUGGCUAAAUUCCAUGGCGACCAGAUUACUUCUCUGCAGCCGUCACCCAUCGGUUACUUCAUCUCUACCACGUCGUUGGACGGAUGGUUACACGUGCACGACGUCGUCAACAAAAAGUUGAUAUUUAUGCACGAUUUCGCAGUACCGGUCACGUCGUCGAUUUGGUUACCGUUAGAGGUAAACUCGUAAAAACUAAUCGUAUCGGUAUGGUGCAUAAAUAAAUAACGUUUGUACGAGUUAGAUAGUGAAAUCGGGAAAUAUAUUCGCAAUUGGAUUUCAAACCGGAAUUUUGAAAAUGGUCGCUGUUUCGUUUUCUCCAGUAAUUUCCCCGUCGAGUAGUUUCGCGGAUAUUAUCGGAGACGAAAAUGCACGUCUCGUUGUACUACAAGUAACAAUUACCUGCAGUAUCUUUAUAUUCUGUACUUUUAUAUUAUUAUAAACUUACGAAAAACUGUUUUUCAGAGUUCUAAACCGCACACAAGCAGCAUCAGACACUUGACCGUGAACCGCCGUGCUAACGUUCUUGUGUGCGGAAGCGACGAUCGGUCGAUAUUUGUGUAUAAAAUCGAAACGGAACCGUUCAAGUUGAAACCCAUUGGAAUGUAUCCGCUACCCGGAAAAGUGACUUUUAUUCACUGGAAACGGUCGGAAGUAAAUAAUUUAUGUAAAAAAAAAAAUUAUAGAGAAAAAAACCAAUUUAUUCGGAAUACACUGUUUUCUUAAAAAUUAAUUUCAGGAACAGACGAUAUUAAUUAGCUGCGAUAGUGGCCAUAUUGUUGAAGUGAAAGUUCCCGCGAGCCGACCGGUGUACACAAAAAAUUCGUUUUUGCUGAAACUUGAAUCGCGAACAAUAAAAACGGCAAGUAUUAAGUCGGGAUCAUCUCGCGACGACUCCGUCGAAGAGACGGAAAAAAAGCAAAACGAGCAUAUUAGUAAAAUGCGAGAAAAAUUGGAAACACACGGCGGAGAAAAUGUCGGCGUAGAAUCCGAUAAAGAUUUGUAUUUUCAUGAUUCGAAAGACGCCAAUGGAGAAAUACCGAAACUAUCUGUUCCUGCAGUUUCGAAUGCCGUACUGUUCGCUAUUUACAGUCCAUCGGAAAAAAGUCUGUGGGUGUCCAUUGACGGACACGGUGCCGGUUACUUGUACGAGUACGAUUUCAACUCGUCCGGACCGAUAAAUUCGAUAAAGUUACGCGACCAAAAAAAUACUGUACCGUUGACCGCGAUUAAUAUGUUGUAAGUUUAACGUAUACAAAUAUUUUACAUUUGAGGCGGAGUAGGAACCAAAAUUCAGACCGGGAGAUUAAUAUUUAUCCUGCAGACCACCCAAUAAAAUACAUACUUACUGAACAAAAUUUUCUCGCGUUUCAAUUUGAACCACUGGACAAACCAGGAUUUUAAAUCGAGGGGAGUUAAAUAGGUGAUUACUUGAGGGGGGGUCCAGGGGUCUUGACCCCUCCAACAAUUUUAUAAAAGUGAUUUUAUCGAUAUGAAUUUGAAUGUGAUACUUUAAACGAAAAUGUAUACAAAAAAAAAAAAAAAAACUUAAAAUAGGUACUGAAAUGAGAAAAAUAAUGUGUUUUAGCAUAGAUUUUUACAAAGUUUUUAAAUAAUCUGAGUAAAUAAAAUAUCAUAUACAAAUAACUAGGCUACUGAGCUAUUUGGAAAAUUCUCAUUUCCAGACCGGCCACUAAUGUGAAGUAUUACUCGAAAAGCAUAUACUUACCUAAAUCACUCACUAACUGUAACUGAAUAGUAAAAAUAAACACUUGGAGUUUUUGAUAGGUUAGUAAGUAGGUUCACAAUCAAAAAAAAUGUAGGUAUUUACAACCUAAGACGUUACGAGUACGGUCAAUGAUUACCGGCAUUUACAUUUUCCAGGGGAUCUGCGGACGAAUCGAUAACAAUUAUAAUGGGAUUUGCCGACGGUAGAAUCCGUGUCGUAAAUGUUAACGUCGCAGACGUUUCCGAUUUUAGUGAUUUUAUCGAAUACUCGAUUCACGACAACAUUACUGGACGGAUAAAAACCACGUGUUUCAGUCAAGACAAUCGUAUGUUGUAUACCUGCGGAGACGAUCGGAACAUUUUCAGUUUUAUGUACCAAUGCGAUUACGAUGUAGUCGAGAAGUGUGUGAUUUCGAUUUCCGAACUACCCCGGCCGUCCAAAAUAAUCGCAAGUUAAAAGAUCAAAUAAUGUAAUUAAUAUAAUUUAUUAUGUUGUUAAUUAUUAUAUUAAUUUUCAGGACCAAGAUAUUAACCAAACCAAAGAAAAUUUAAAACUCAGUUUAGAAGAGAUAAAGAUUAAUAAGGAAAGGCACAAAAAAUUACACUUGGCUAACAAAGAAAAAGAAAGAAUCGUUUGUUUGUUGAAUAGACUUAAAGAAAAGUUUAAAAAAGUUUUAGACAGUAACAAGGCACUACCAAAACGACUACAAUUUCCGCAGGAUUAUUUUCAAUUCCACGAUCAAAUAGACAAUUCACUUAUUACAGAAGCUCAGACCGAAAUGGAUAAAUUACAAGCAGAACUCGAGUUUGAUUAUGAAAAGAGCUUAUUAGGUCUCACAAAAGUGAAAAAUUAUUUUGUCGAUCCAGUUAUAACUGCUAAGUUCGAAGUCCGAGCAGUAUUGUACGUACUAUUUUAUACAAAUAGUUUCUUUUUUUUUAUUAUUUAAAUUAUAAAUUUAUCUUAAAUCAAAUAUUCGCAGACAAGAUGUAAGAGUCAAAACAAUAUAUCAUAAAAAUCGUCAUAAUCUGUUCAGGAAUUUAAUCGAUGAAUUUACGGCUAAGAAACAUAAAAAACGUUGGUGAGUUUUUGAAUUUAAUAAUACGUAAUACAUUUUUGUGAAUAUUUUUUUGAAAUAUAAAUUAUACAUGUAUAUACACGCUGCUAAGUCUAGAGGGAAUACAAAAGUCAAACACUAUAAGGUUUGUAUGUGCACAUUAUUUUAAAACAACUGAAAAAUAUGAAAUUAAAUAAACAAUUUAUAUAUUCCUUUGACUCUUUUACUUCCUUGUUUUGCUCCCAUUUGCUCCGCGACUAUGAUAUUGUUAACGAUCUUGGUUUCAAAUUCACCAUAAAUAUCUCAAUCAUAGCUCGCAUAUUCUUACCAAAUAUUUUCAACUUAAGAUGUCUAUUAAAGCAUUAUAUUGUACAUUGGUACGUCUAAUCUUGGAAUAUGGAUUCGUCGUUAUCUGGGACCCACAUAAAUCUAAAGAACUCAAAUCAUCUAGAAAGGGCCAAACGUACAUUUUUGAAAUUUCCUGGGUUUUCUCUAAAGAUACUAAGAUACACCACGCAGAACAUGAUUGUACAUGCCUAUUGUAUCCUUCACUAGCAGAACGUCGACUUAAUGCGAACAAAUAAUUCUUAUGGGGUUUAUUAUUGUUUGAGGCAUUGAUUCAUUUAUUUAUCUUUUUGUCUUUAAUUAAUUUUAGAGUUCCUCCACGACCAACUAGCCUUAAUGCUCCAUAUCACAUUCCUUGUUGCUCUACCAAUUACUUAACCAAUAAAUCAAUCUAUUGAUUAAUGCAGUUAUAGGUUUAUAGCCAAUUUGGAUCCCCCCUCAGGUUAAGAGUAAAUCGUAUCUUUCCCUAACAUUUGUCUGUAAUUUAUUGUUAUUGUAAUAUUUUGUUGUAGUACUUGAAUAUCUAAUUGUGUUUAUAAUAGAGCUCAUCCGUAAAUAUACAUAAAAUAUAAAAAUAAAUAGUUAUAGUUUAAAAUUGAAAUAGAAAAGUAUUUAUAUUUAAAUUAAUAUUAUUAUUUUAGACCGCACAAUCUGACGGUAUUGGUAAAAACAAACGAUAACCAAAAUCGUCCAGUAAGCGAAUCGGAAAUUUUUCUUCGAAAUAUGGUUGAGAUGUAUCAAUUUUUGCCAAAAAAAAUUCAGAGUGCCAUUGACAAGUUUCGCGCUAGAAUAACCUAUGAAAAUGAAAAAAUUUUUAAUAUUGAAAGUUUUGAGAAAGAAAAUAAAAAAAUUGAUAGUAAUCUCGAAGAAAUUGAAAUAGAUAACGCUUGGAAAACUAUUGGUGACUUCAAUUUGAAAAAUUCGCCGGACUUCAAACUGACCGAAGAGCAAUUAGUUUCGAUGGAAGAUAAAUAUAAACAAUACAUGAGUGUUAAAAACGAGGUUGGUUUUCCUUGUUUUUAUUUAAAUUUGCACAUGUAGAUCCCUAAUUAUGUAUUCCAUAUUUGUAUAGAUAAACUCCUUGAAAUCAAAUUUUAACGAAAAAAUCGCUGACCUAAGACAACGUAAAAUUCAUUUAUUACACGACUAUAAACAAUUCAAAUUCGAUGUCUGUAGGAUACAAAAUGAAUUAAACGAUCCGGGAAUAACAAGUCCUCAGAAUUUCCCGGAAGUUUUAGUAGACGAAUUUAUCGAUGUAAGAAAGAAGUAUAUAAUAUUUUAUGUUAAAUAAAAUAUUUAAAUCAUAAUAUUAGAUUCUGACUGAAGCAAGAUCAUGUUUUUGUUUUGGUAAUAUUUUUUAUCUAUAAUCGGUAUAAUUAUGCAGUUUUUCUGUAAACGAUUUUUCUACUAAAAAUGUUGCUCAAACAAUAUAAACGUAUAGACAUUUUUUUAUAAUAUUUUUGAUCUAGUUGGUGCGUUAAGGAGGCCUUUUCUUGAUUUUCCUUAUGAUUUUUUUAAUAAAUCGGAUUUUUGGGUUACAUUGGUAAUAAGGAGAUAUAAAUAAAUAAAAAGUUUAAUAAUUGAAAAAAUUGGGAAAGUAAACGGAAAUAACGUUUUCAUUAUUUUCAAUUUUAUUUUUCUGUUUGAUUUGGUUAAAAAUAAUCGUAGAGAUCUGACAUUUUUCUUGAAUAUAAAUAAAAAUCGAUUUUUCUAGAUGCGAUUUCAGGGCUAUGAAUGAAAAAUGUCUAAAAGAAAAUGUAAAAUCAAAGUUUAAAAAUCGAACACUCAGAUUUUAAAUACAUUUUUGACUUCGGAUUCUCAAUAUCCGAAUCAAUUUUUGGUAAAUCCGGAUUAUUCUCAUCACUAGUAUCUACUUUUCGGCGGUUUUGAAAAAUUGCUCAUAACUUUUUUACAAUAAUUUGGAAAAAUGUCCGACCAAUAUAAUAUUUAGAUUAGUUUGAUUGAAUACUGUUACAUGUGUGCCGCUAAGUUCACGGACGUAUAAUGUAUAUUUUUUUUUGUUUUUUGUAAUUUAAAAUUGUGACAAAUCACGUCAUUUCAUAUCGAACAGUGUUUAAUCGAACUUUGCUCAGAAUCGUUUUUAGUUAUCAAUGAUCUAUAGUUACCUGCAUAUAUUGAUUUAACUAACACUAUGUGUUCUACCUUCCUAAUAAUUGCACACCUAUUUAAAGUAUUAUAUUGUAUAUUAUAUUACUAUACUGAUGUAUUAAUAAUUGGUGAUCAUAAUCUAUUUUUAUAAACACAGUAAUACUUUAUUUAUUUUUGAUUUUAAUUUUAAUUUUAUGUUUUAGCCUAGCUCAAUCGAUUCUUUCGAACCGUUGUACCAUUCGGAUCCGUUGGACUUUGUUUUAAACCCCCAAAUAAAUAAUUUAUACCCAAUGUCUAAAAACGUAUCGUACGAAUGUCUUACAUACCUAGAAAUAAUGACGCAGCAAAUGUUAAAAGAUAAAUUAAAACAUAGGCAUAGAUGUUUGCACGAAUCUAUGUUAACAAAAAUCACCAUGUUUGACAAUCACCUUUUAAUGUUAAAAAAAUUACGAAAAGACGUCAAACUACAGAUUACUGUUCUAAAAUUAUUUUCUUUGACUUUGGAAGAAGAAUUAAUAAUUUUGAACGAAUGUGAUUUACGGGAAGAUGAAUAUGCAUACACUGUACAUUUAAAAACUGAACAAAAAAAUGCUAAAGUUGACCAGGUCACUGAUUUAAACUAGUUAUUGAUUUAAAUAUAACAUAAAUCCAUGAAUGUUCAUUAUAGAUAAUGAAGAUUCAAGAGGAUAUAACACAUCAUAAUCAAUUUAUAAAAAAAAAACUAAACGAAAUAGUAGACAUUCAGCAUACCUUUGAAAUAGAAAUUCGGAAUAACAAUUUUGCUAAACAUCUGAGGAAAAUUUUCAAAAAGAAAUUUAAAACUCCCAAAGUCAAAACCUACGACGAUGACGGUAUAAAAUUGAUAAUGUAUAUUUCUUAUUGCGAUUUGUCAUAGGUAUCUACAUGUUGUUUAGCGGUUUGCAUUCAAAUUGAAAUAUUUUAUAGAUUCCUUGUCGUCUUCUUCGUCAGACGACAGUGGUGACUCUGAAUCAGAAUCUGAAAAUGUUAAAAGCGACGAGUCAUUGACAACAAUGGGGGAACUUGGAGUAUACCAUGAAAAUGUAUUACCAGAAGGUUGUGAUCCUGCAAUAUACGCAUUGACUUUUGAGUUGAGAUCAAAACGGUACGAAAUGGAGAAAUAUAUUGACAGUAAAAGAAAAAUUGUGGAAUCGUUAAAUAAAAGUUUAUUACUAGCUUAUGCAGAACUUGAAACCCUCGAAAAUGAAUUAAAGCAAAAUUUUGCCAAUCUAGAAACAUACCGGGUUAGAAAUUCACUUAAAUAAUUACAUUUUAAAUAGGUAGUUAUUUAUUUAACUUUUCGAAUUAUAGAUUAAAAAACAGCUGAAAUUAAAUGACGUUGAUAUGACAAUAGUAUUAAAUAAAUCUCAAAUGACAAAAACUAGAUUGUUUAAAAAUUCGAUCUUGGUACACGGCAAUGUGAUCCAAGAUCUGGCGAACAGAGUGACCGAGUUAAAAAAGGAGACUGAGGAAAUUCAAAAAACGUAUAAGAAAGAACAGUUAAAAGCUAAACAGUUACGUACAGAAAUAGCCAACACUAAUCUUGAUUUAAAAAAUUAUAAAUUGGCCAUUAAAGAUGAAAUUAUGAAGAAAUUUAAAACUAUAGCAAGUUGGAGUUUUAUAGAUGAAAUGGAGAGGACUAUAAUCAACUACAUGAUUAUUUGUGCCAAUUCCAAUGCGGAAGAAAUGACGGAACGUCAUACUAAAGAAAUUAAAUUAAUAAAUGUAUCUAUACACCAUAAUGUACUUACAAUCUAAACUAUUAAAAUAUAAUAUAACUUUUUGAUCGAUUUAUUUUCAGAAAAAAAUCAGAGAUCAUCAAGAAAUAUUGGCCGAUCUGUUAGGGGCUCAAACGGUCAAAAAAAUGACUUUAAAAGGUGUCCGCGAAUGCAAUCGGCAAAUUCAACAAUCGUUGAUUGUCCAACAACAAAAUGCUGCAAGUUUUAUUUCCAAUUUUAUCAUCUAUAUUUUCCAUUCAAACUAACAUUGUCUGUGCAUAGUAUUGAACAAAUAUAAAAACGUGCUCCCCGUCACCCGAUGUUCUCCUAAUAGUAACCGUUUUACUGUUUCAUUGGUGUUACUUUAAUGUGGUUUUUUUUUCUUUCAAAAAUACGAUUAAUAACACUUGGUCGCGUAUUUAAAGGAAAAUACAGCAAUAGUUCUUGACACUGGACUAAUUUUAAAGUAGUAUAUAUAGUGUCACUGAAAUAGCCGCAAUUCAUAAUAUCAGAAUGAAACCAAUAAAAAAAUCGCAAAACAAAUAAUUUUAAAUUCUUAAAAUAUAUAGGCUAUAAAUAGUUGUAAAUCAUCCCACAGGAACGCAUUACCGGGAUAUAAAGUAUCCUACCUAAUACGCUAAUCCACAUUAUAUACGGGUGUCAAAUUUCAUCAAAAUCCGUUCAGUCAUUUGGCGUGAUCGAGUCACAAACAUCCGAACGUUGUCACAAACUUUCACAUAAUAUUGGUGGGAUUAUUCGUUUUUUACCUAUACCUAGUCAAAAUGGAAAUGUGCCUACAUUUUAUUGUAUUAUAGUGUGUUUUUUGUAAUUAUUAGGUAUAGUAUUAUUAUUAAUUUUUUUUUACAGACAAAGAUUCAACAUUUAUCGGCAGUUGACGAUUCGAAUGCAUCCAAUUUAACCAAUUUAAAAAACGUCUGUAAUACACUAUCGAAACGUAAAGAAGACCUUUGCAAAGAGAUCGAAUCGCUAAAGCACAAGGGCAAAAUGUUCCCUCCUAUCAUACAAAACCAAAAUAUGUCCAAUGCAAAUGUAAGUCGAACUGUUAAUUUAUAGGUUUCAUGUAUCUACGUUAAAAUAUUAUAAUGGGUGUAUACGUUCGUCGGAACGAAAACUGUUCGAUUUGGACUCUUGUGGAUUCAACUGGGUUUUACUAUUUCCAGUUGAACUUUUAGAAGUGGAAUUUUGUUAAUUUUGAUUUGUUUACAUUUACGUUUCAGCGCACGGCCGCGAAACAAGCAAACGCCGUACAAGACCGGCCGCAGUCGAUCGGCGAUCAGCUGCAUCUGAUGCGCAAUGCAUCGCCGACCGCGCCGGACGAGAGCGAAGGAUCGUGGACCAUCAAAGACGACGACGACGACGGCGAAGAGUUUUACAACAUGGAGUUCAACGUGGAGCCGAAGGCGCAGUCGGCGUCGUCCAAACAAUCGUCGCGGCUGACGAAACAGUCGUCGCACUUCGAUGACGACAGCUCUGUCGGUGACGACGUCGGGGGAGAAAACGAUUGGACACGGUACUGUUACGACGACCGGGCCAUCAUCACGCCCAACGUCGCCGUUGGCGACUUCCCGAAAAUCGUCGAACACGACGGAGCGUCCCGAGACGGCCGGUCGGACGAAAACGUCGAUGACGACCAGUCGAUGGACGAUAAAAUCGAUUGACCGGCCGUCGGUGUUGCUUGUUGCCGAACCGUUUCGGCGCGAACGAUAUUUCGGAUCAACCGUAGUGCAUAUAAAUGUCUGAUUAUUAUUAUUAUUGUAAUUUAUGUGUGUGUUUAAUUCGAGAUUCCACGAUAAUACCAUAUGUAUUCCGUUCUGGACUCUGAAUACGAGAGCAUAAAGUGUGCAGCUCGAAAUUCAAACGUGUUGUAAAAAAAAAAAAAACGAAAGAACGUUAAAAGAACCGCGCCCAAGGGUGCCAAAUGUGUAAAUACGUCCUCUGGACGAGUAAAACAGUGCCAGUACUUACACCUAUAAGUACCUACUGUGUCUUAACCUUUGCAUAAUACAUAAUACAAAACUGAC
Molecule: messenger RNA, 10926 nt
Organism: Cinara cedri
Lineage: Eukaryota; Metazoa; Arthropoda; Insecta; Hemiptera; Aphididae
Source: the annotation of a GenBank genome assembly